This is a messenger RNA of Macadamia integrifolia, 1023 nucleotides long. Its product is annotated as calcium-binding protein CML24-like. Lineage: Eukaryota; Viridiplantae; Streptophyta; Magnoliopsida; Proteales; Proteaceae. The transcript has a single exon. Gene Ontology annotation, molecular function: calcium ion binding. The record is from RefSeq and is a predicted model, not a curated record. Bases 86 to 700 code for a protein of 204 amino acids.
GGUCGAAAACCGCGUGCCGUGAAGCGUGACCUUUUCGCUACUCUUACUAUAUUAAGUACACAUACCAAACAGGUCUUAAGCAAUAAUGCAGUUAAAUCUCUCUUCUUUCUCUCUCAAGUCUCUUCGACCCAAAAGAAGAAGUACUACUGGUAGUAGUAGCAGCAAAGCCAGUACUGCUCAGCCUCACGAGAAGGUAGUCGCGAUGAGUUCUGAAAACCCUAGCCUCAAAUCCUCCGUUUAUCUGGAGAACAUGGAAGAGCUAGAGAAAGUCUUCAAGAGAUUCGACGCUAAUGGAGAUGGCAAGAUCUCUUCCACGGAGCUUGGCAAUGUUCUCAAUGCUAUUGGCCCCAAGACUUCGCUGGAAGAAAUCCAAAGGAUGAUGGCUGAGAUUGAUACUGAUGGAGAUGGCUUCAUCGACCUCCAAGAAUUUGCUAAUUUCCACCGCCGAGGUAAUAACGGAGAUGUGAGUACUGCUGGUGGGAUGAAGGAAUUGAGAGAUGCUUUUAAUAUGUACGAUCGGGAUCAGAAUGGGUUGAUAUCGGUGACGGAACUUCACUCGGUGAUGAAAAACUUGGGGGAGAAGUGUUCCCUACGCGACUGCGCCAAGAUGAUUAGCUCCGUCGAUGCCGAUGGUGAUGGAAAUGUUAACUUCGAGGAGUUCAAGAAGAUGAUGACUAACGGUAGAGCUUCUUCUCAUUAAACUUGAAUCGGUGAAUCCUGACUUUUGCAUAGCUGCUUCAACAAUGGAACGAGAAUAUGAAGCGACGCGAUAGAUACGUCUACUUUAGUUUGUUCUAACGUGAAUAUACAUCCGAUGGUAAGGUUUCUGUUUUCGUUAUUAACUUCUUUCUUCCACAAAUCAACUCAGAGGAAGAACUUUAGGUUUAGAAUUAGGGUUUCACUUUCUACUUACAAAUCUGCAAUUCCUAUGCUUACUUCUUUCUGUGAUUUGCUGUGAUUUCGUUUUAAUUGGUCAAACUUCUUCGUCGGAUACUGGAGGAAUAGAAGCACUUUUUCUUUUUC